This is a messenger RNA of Babesia sp. Xinjiang, 1521 nucleotides long. RefSeq names its product tRNA-dihydrouridine(16/17) synthase [NAD(P)(+)]-like. Bases 1 to 1521 code for a protein of 506 amino acids. The record is from RefSeq and is a predicted model, not a curated record. Gene Ontology annotation, molecular function: tRNA dihydrouridine synthase activity; flavin adenine dinucleotide binding. Gene Ontology annotation, biological process: tRNA processing. NCBI's taxonomy places the organism in Eukaryota, Apicomplexa, Aconoidasida, Piroplasmida, Babesiidae. The transcript is spliced from 9 exons.
AUGUUCCAUCCAUGGCCGUGCUUUCAAGAUUUAAACUUCAUACAAUUAUCGCAAAUACAAUGUCAGAGACCGGUACAACGUGACCUUAAAAUGCCAAGUUAUGUGGAUACGGAAAUUUUGCCACGCAUGAUCAACUUACCAAAUACUAGUGAUUCCUGCAGUGUGAUCGGAUAUCCUGAGAAAAGGGAAUCGCACAUCUACCAAAUCGGAGAAACAUAUCUCUUUAACCGGACACGAACCGAUACAAAGCACCGUAAACGUGCAUUCACCAAAAGGGGUUACUUCAGGCAGUCACGUUCGCUACUUCGAAAGGAAAAUCGCAUGAAGUUCGCAUAUGCCCUGCAAGGCAUCGACUACGAAAUGCUUGAUGGACUGAAGAUGGGUGAAAUUCCAGACAUUAAGAAUUACAGUAUUCCCGGUUGUAAAUUUUUUGUCGGCUGCGAUGCUAUGACGACGGCCGACGACUUCUGGUCGUCCAUCGGCAAGCCGAAAUAUGUCGCCGCACCUAUGGUGAACCAAAGUGAACUGCCUUUCAGGAUACUUUGUCGACGAUACAAUGCACAGUUAACAUUCACUCCCAUGCUUCAUGGUCGUAUCUUCGCAGAGAAUGAAAAGUACCGAGCUGUGCACUUCCAAACUGCGGAAAUAGACACACCGCUUAUCGCUCAAGUAUGCGGAGAUGAUGCUGCAGUGCUAGCGCAGGCCGCAUCAUACCUUAAAGGAAAGGUUGCGGCGGUAGACCUGAACUUAGGUUGCCCACAGGGGAUCGCAAAGGAUGGUCAUUAUGGAUCAUUUCUUCUUGACGAGCCAGACCUUGUAACUGGUAUUGUCAGCCGUAUUACCCAAGAAGUGGCGAUACCGGUGACUUGCAAAGUACGUAAGGUAGAUAAAGACUCACUCCAGUCUACGCUGAACUUCUGCUUUAGCCUAGAGCAGAGCGGAUGUAAAGCGAUAACGAUCCACGGAAGACAUCGCUCGGAAAAAGGUACCAAUGUCCGUGAAGCGGAUUGGGAUGCCAUUCGGAUUUUAAAAUCUCGCUUACGUAUCCCAGUAAUCGCAAAUGGUGGUAUAGAGACGUUUGAGGAUGUAGGAAGGUGCCUGCAGUAUACUGGUGCCGAUGCUGUGAUGUCGUCCGAGGCUCUGUUGGAGAAGCCAUAUCUAUUCUCGGGACGCAUAUAUGACCAUCUCAGCAUAAUGCAAGAAUAUUUGGACAUUGUUAGGUUGUAUCCUAACCAUCCACCGGCCUGUGUCCGUGGACAUGCCUUCAAGAUACUUUAUCAGCACUGUCAAAACCAUCCGAAUCUACGUGAUAGACUUGCUAUAGCGAUGACCAUAGAUGAGUUUGAGGAGAUUGUGAGAAGCCUGAGGGCUGCGGAGGAUCCCGAGAGUUGCUACACACAUAUCAGCGGCUCGUGGUACCGUCGCCACCGUAAUCCGUCAAGUUCAGAAGCUAAAACUGUGCCAGAUGUGAACUAUGAUACACAUGUAUUUGACGGUUUUGCGGGUCUAUUUGGCGGGUGA